Molecule: messenger RNA, 327 nt
Organism: Symbiodinium necroappetens
Lineage: Eukaryota; Dinophyceae; Suessiales; Symbiodiniaceae
Source: the annotation of a GenBank genome assembly
AUGGAAACGGAGGAGUUCUCUAUGGACGUCGCUGAGGAGCGAGGAGCACUGUCAAAUGCACAGAACAACUUGGGCAUUGCUCUGAAGAGUGCGCAGAGGCUGGACGAAGCUGCUUCUGCCUUCAACGAAGCCUACCGUCUGUCGACAAAUGGUGAUGACAAAGUGGCCACCUACCAGGCCGCUCAAAUUCUCCAGAACGCAUCGCAGUGCCUCCUGUCUGCUUUCACGAUGUGGGGCUUCAGCUUCACGCAUCAAAGAAUCCAAGCCCUGUGCCGCAGAAGUGCCCAGUGCAAAUGCUUGAAAGCCCAGCUCAAGCACUUAAACUGA